Thamnophis elegans (Western terrestrial garter snake) is the source of this 862-nucleotide messenger RNA. Its product is annotated as prelamin-A/C-like. NCBI's taxonomy places the organism in Eukaryota, Metazoa, Chordata, Lepidosauria, Squamata, Natricidae. The record is from RefSeq and is a predicted model, not a curated record. The coding region runs from base 77 to 499 and encodes 140 amino acids. The transcript is spliced from 3 exons.
CACACGGGCUUCCUCUCCCCAAAGACUUUCCUGAAGCCUGAGGGGGGGGGCAGAAACGGCCUCCCCGCCCUCCUAGAUGCCCUCUGGAAGUCAGAGACAGAUCAUUUCCGAAGUUGUAGUUGGCCCUUUGUGGGCGUUUCUUGCCCUCUGCAGCGGGCAAAACUUCCCUGAAGCCACGUCCGGCUUCUCCGGGAGGCGGUUGGUGCUUCCGGAGACGGUGGUGAGCCACUGCAGUGCCAGCAGAGAUCCGGGCGAGUACAACCUGCGUUCUCGCACAGUGUUGUGUGGCACAUGUGGGCAGCCGGCAGAGAAGUCAUCCGGGGGCACGAAUGUGGGCACCAGCACCAUGUCCACCGGCUCCUCCUCCUCCAGCUUGACCAUCACACGCAGCUACCGCAGUGGAGGCACCAACCUCGGGGAGAGCCUCCUGCCCCGCACCUACAUCCUGGGCAGCUCCACCCCACACCAGCAGGGUCCUUCAAACUGCAGCAUCAUGUAAUCGUCUGACGUUCCCAACAUGCACGCAAAUCUGCUUUAUGGAGCUCUCUGUCCUUUAUGUGCUCAGAAAAAGAGGAAACCAUUUUUAAAAGAAGUUAUUUUCUAUGCAAGAAUUUAUACUUUAUUACAUAUCUAUAUCUAUAUAUCUCUAUAUAAAUAUGCUAAAGGUUUUUUAAGGGGGUGGGGGAGGUCUUUUUUUCUAUCUCAAAGGUUUAAAAGGAGCCCUGCGCCAAAGAGGUUAAUCUAUUACUGCCAAAAAGGAAAAAAAGUCCUAGAAUUGUCAUAUGUUUCUUCUAGUAAGGGGGAGCCUGCAAAAGGACAGGAUCCGUCUGUGUGUGCUUGAAUACCAAAGUUUUCUUUGAAA